Prosopis cineraria is the source of this 2793-nucleotide messenger RNA. RefSeq lists its product as uncharacterized. NCBI's taxonomy places the organism in Eukaryota, Viridiplantae, Streptophyta, Magnoliopsida, Fabales, Fabaceae. Bases 699 to 2252 code for a protein of 517 amino acids. The record is from RefSeq and is a predicted model, not a curated record. The transcript is spliced from 3 exons.
GUAUCUCGACCUUCAUCGCCUACCUCGCGCGAUCUUAGUCUCUUCGAUUUUUGAUUCGCUUCUAAUUAGCGCUCUUCUAAAUUCUAAACCUUGAAUCGGGCCACGACUUCGUUCGAUUUUCGUUCUUCUCUUUCGUUUGAUCCCAAAUACGACUCCCUUGGUCAUCUUUACAUAUUCUAGGUUUAGGGUUUCGAUUAGGUUCCCGAAGAGUCUGUAAUCGUCUAAUCUCUUGUACGUUUGAUACAUAUUUUUUUGUUUCGAUUUGCGUUCAUCAUAUAUCUCCUUCUGAUUUCACAUAAUAUUCCCUAUCGCUCACGAAUUUAAGGUUUCGAAGCGCGACGUUUUAGGGUUUCUCUUUCUGUAAAUUUGUCUAGAAUUCUUUAAAUUGUUUGAGGGGUUUGACUCCUUUCGUUCGUCUCCGGCUCUUUCGCCCUCUUCUGGGUUCUAAUUUCGCGCUUUGCACUGUUGGUUGAUAAUCUAGGGUUAGGGUUUCAAACAUAUUAGGGGUUUCUUAAUUUGGUGAAAUUGAGUUUGGGGAUACAGGUCCUUGACGUGGAAAAACCGCCUUUGGUGUGCAAUUCCUUAUCGAUUUGUCUUUAAUUAGAUUUUGAGUUUUCCCUUGGACCUUAAUCUGCCCUCCCAAGUGCUGCGUUGACUGUUUGUCAUCACUGAAUUUUAAGGAGCUGAGAAGGAUCAGAAUGGGAUUUAAACGGUGUUUUGAGGCCAAUGAUUUUGAGGAUCUUCCUUGCAACAAGGCAAAACGUUUGGAAUGCAUUGAUAAGCUGGUUUCAUUUGCUGAUGCGGAUACUCUCAAUAAUGGUCCAGUGAAGCCUAUUGCUUCAGGGAAAGAUGAGGAUGGCUUUUACAAUAUUCAGUGGUAUGAUGCGGUUGAACCAGAGACUCUCACUGGAGCUGCACAUGCUGGUGAGAAGGAUAUUGAGACCGGUGGCAAUUUCAGCAGCAGUUAUGGUGAGGAUGGUUCUGGCUCUGGGGGAACAUCAUUGUGUGCUUCUUUAGAUUCCUUCGAAUUUGAUUUUCCACAGAAAGCAAGUGUUCCUUUGGAUGAUGCCUAUUCAGUUCCCAAUAGUUUCCCAAGAAGACAAGUUCCUGUUGGACCAAAUCAUCAAGCCACCAUUCCAGUCUGGAAGGGAAGAGGGAAUGGGAUAUCAGGGUCAACAGGCACCUAUAAUGUUUAUGGCUAUGAAGAGAAGUUGAUGGGGACUGCUGUGAUCUCAAUGCCCAACCCGAGCUUCUAUUCUUGUGAGAGUGACGGGGAUGAAGAAGGCAGAACAGAAUGCAACUGCGUGGAUAAGGAUUCCAUCAGAUGUGUUCAACAGCACGUUCGGGAAGCACGUGAAAAGUUGAUGAAGACUGUUGGAAAUGAAACGUUUGUGAACCUGGGGUUUGGUCACAUGGGAGAGGAGGUUGCACUGAAAUGGAGUGAAGAAGAAGAAGAUUUAUUUCAUGAAAUUGUAUACACGAAUCCUGCAACAUUGGGUAGAAACUUUUGGAAGCAGCUGUCAGCUGCAUUCCCUUCUCGAACAAAGAAGGAAAUUGUCAGCUAUUAUUACAAUGUGUUUAUUCUUCGGAGAAGGGCUGCUCAGAACAGAUCCAGAUUUCUUAAUAUUGACAGUGAUGAUGAUGAAUGUCCACCAAGCAAUAAUGUGGGCUUCUAUGGUUUCGAAGUUUCAGAAGAAGACGACUCUGCUAUUGAGUCUCCUGAUGAUCAAGAUGUCCAUGUUGGAAACCAAGUUAAUUAUUCUGAUGAUGAUGGUGAAGAUGAUAACAGUGACAACGGAACUGAUGGUGAUAUCACUGGUAUCAGUGGGUAUCACCAGGGAAACAGCACUGACUCCAGCUCACAGGUUGAGAGCUUGUCUGAACCUGUUCAACAAGUCAAUGAGACUCUGGGGAUAUCAAUUGGUUCAGGUGUUCAGGAUGAUUCCUGCACGUCCUUUGAGUGUCAGAUCAAUAUGGACGAGUCCUUCCCCUCAUGUGGUCAUGAAGAUGCUAGUUCUGCUUUGCAAGCUAGUGGAUUUAAAUGUGAUCAGAGCCCACUCAUGCCAGGUAUACUUGAUUUCUCCAGUGACACCAUGGAGCGUGUUUAUUUCUCAGAGCCUUGUGAUGCUAACGAUUGGUACCCAGGGUACUCCACCGGUCCGUCCUCUGAUAUUGACUUCUCGGCCACAUCCAAAUUAAUUGAAGAGUUUUUGGGUCAAGUUACUCCAGAUCGAAGGACCAAAAAUGACUGACUUAUUAGCUCCUGUGGUUCUUAUUAGCUACAGGGUGGUGUUUCUUAUUAGCUACAGGCUCAAGUUGGUUGAGGUUGCCAUUGAAGAUUUUGGAGCUAAUGGUCUGUUAUGGGCAGUGGUUUAGUUGUAAAAUACAAGUGUACUUGGCUGGAAAGCUUUUUAUUUCUCUCUUUCCCUGGAGAAAAUUUCUCUCUUGUAUCAGUUGAGGCGCCAAAUCUCUCUGGUGCUUCAAUUUCAGAACAUCACCAAAGAAUACCAAAUCUCAUGAGGCAUGUUCUGAAAUAGUUUUCCCAGUUAUUUUCUUUCUUGUUAGCGGGGGUGACGAGGGAAUGACAAUACAUUUGGCUAUAACUGUAUAUAUCCGACUGGACACACCAUUCCCAGAAAUCUUGGUUUUCACCCUCCAGUGUUUAUUUUUAUUUACAUUAUUUCCAAAUUUGUAUUUUAUUUUUCGGGGGAAGCACCGAAUUUGUAUGAUAAUGGAAGGCUGUAAGAUCAAUUAUUCUCCCAUAUACACUUUAGUGGCAUGAUUUACUUGUUC